AAAGAGGGGACUUAAAACAGCAACAAUAAAUCAUUCGCGCCCGGCGGUUGCUCCCAGGAGAAUUUUUUUUAUGGAUUAAAUUAAGCACUUCCAUUCCUAUCUACCACCUGAUCGCAGCCCUAUAAAUCCCAACAGCUGAUCUGAAAGACUUUAGAAAUCCAGGAUUUCGGGCUAGCACUGCGGAAACAUAUUAUGGGAGAGAGCUAUCGCCCGGUCCUGGAACAGAAAAAAAAAGGAUUGCGAAAGCAGUAGCUAAAGCUAUAAAAGGGGGUGCGGGGCUUCAAUUUCAGCACCUUGAAGCGGGACGGCUGCCAGCUCAGGGAGCUGUCCAGUCCUGAAGACGCGUUAAUCGGUGCAGAGAAAGGGCUACACAUACUAAACGAGAUUCUUUCUACUUGCAAUUUCACCGUCACCAACACGAAACAGGAAGGCAGCCAGCACUGGGAGCUGUCCAGUGCUGAAUUAGCAGGAUUUUAUAGUGGAUCAUUUAGGGGGCCUUCGAAUUGCAAUCAUUGAGCAACAGCGUGAAGCUCGAGGUUUCCUGUUCCUGGACAUUGUUCACAGCAGAAGACCUCCAGAGCUGGAGUACCAGCAUCAACAGUGUUUGGCACCAAGGGAGGACUGGCGAAUCAGUAAAUUCCAGCACUCUUCUUAACAAUAAGGGACUUAUUCAAUGUGGGAUCUCAAGCAAGCGUAGCAAAGGCCACGGUCCUACGCAUACAUCACUCUUCCAGGCAUUUUAGUUUUGCCAUCGCUGCUACUGCUUGGCAGAGCGCUAGUGCUGAACUAGCAUUUCUGUAUCGAGCAGAAACAAUGCCAAGGUCUUUUCUGGUCAAAAAAGUCAAGCUUGAUGAUUUCUCUUCUUCCGAUUUUGAGAACUCCUAUGGCCGAUCAAGGGCAGAUUUCAGCCUCAGGCUACACGAAAAGGGAUACAUUAGUGACUACAUCUCGAAAUCAGUCUACGACGAGGAUCAUGAAAGUGCAAUUAAAGUGCCCUCGCCAGAACCUCUGUAUGGAGGAGUACACGGGGAUUAUGAGGCUGCAGACUCGGAUCAGCCAGACAGUCCUCAUUCUGAAAUCACAGCUGGGUACAUCAAUGGAGACAAUGCAGUGAGCGAAGGCUACACAGUCGACGCUUUCUUCAUCACAGAUGGAAGGUCAAGAAGAAAAGUUAUCAAUGCCUCUAGGAGUAUUCAACGCCAUACAUGCAAUGAGUGUGGGAAGACCUACGCUACUUCUUCCAAUCUAAGCAGACACAAACAGACACAUCGCAGUCUGGACAGUAAAAUGGCCAAAAAAUGUCCAACCUGUGGAAAGAUAUAUGUCUCCAUGCCGGCUAUGGCAAUGCACCUCUUGACCCAUGACCUCAAGCACAAGUGUGAUAUUUGCAGCAAAGCCUUCAGCAGACCUUGGCUCCUUCAAGGUCACAUGAGGUCACACACAGGCGAGAAACCCUUUGGAUGCGCUCACUGUGGCAAAGCUUUCGCCGAUCGAUCCAACCUCCGUGCCCAUAUGCAAACCCAUUCAGCUUUUAAACAUUUCAAAUGCAAACGGUGCAACAAAACAUUUGCUCUGAAGUCUUACCUUAAUAAGCACUACGAGUCUGCCUGUUUCAAAGGUUUAGUGCCGCCUUUAAGCCCCAUAGAGGCCUGAUUUCUUUUGUGUUGCCCCAAGACUUCAACUAAUAGCACGUGAGAGACUUUCUUUCAACAGAAGAAACUACAACGUUACUUGAGAUGUUCGCAUGGACCUUAUAAGUACUGUUUACUAAAAGUGAACAAAAUUAACUGUAAUCAUAUUUUUGCAGAAAUCAGUGAAGACAUUAGAUGUCUUUUCUAGUUCCUUAAAGGUAAAAACGUUUAUGAAGAUAAUAUUGUACUUCGGCCAAUGACCACAAAGUGUUCACGUUUAAGGUAAAAUUACCUUCUGUUAUUAUUCACAUUCAGCCAUAGUUUGCUUAAGUUCCAUUUAUUUAAUUUAUGCAUCCAUUUAUUUAUACGCUAUGAAUUCCUUUAUUUAUUGACAUUGAAAAUCCAUCACAAUUGAGUUGCACUUUGUUUUACUUUGCUGCCAAUAUGUACUACUAUGCCAAAGCAUGUGCCACUUUCAGUUGCCAUCUUUGUAAAACUUUUGACAUUUUUUUGCAUGCAGAAAAUAUUGAAACUAUGCCAAUUUUAGUAAUACUUUAAUUUUUUUGCCAAAACUUUAGAUAGUACUUGAGGGCAAUAUUUCUCUUAGGAGUGAUAAUGAAACUAUAGAGCAAUAAUCAUGUAAUGCAUGUUAUUUUUAAGACAGUUAGUAUUACUGAGGAAUCAGGUACAUUUUAUCCAGUAUUGUUAAUAGCAACAAAUAUCAGGGAUUAUGCCAAUGUAGUAUUAUAGGGUAUAUGAUGAACAAACUGAUAUCUUCCUUAUCUUCUAUUGUAUGCACUGCCUGCCUUCUAAUUCUUCUUAGUUGUAGAAUAUGGACUUGUGGUGCUGAAGGAACAGCUCCAAACCACUCAGCCUGGAACAAACUAAGAGGGUAAUCCACACUGGCUCUAAUUACUACAGCUCUCGAUUCCCUGUUUUGUAAUGUUGGAGCCUGUGAACAAGUGUCACUGGCAAACACAGAAAGAAAACAAUACACAGCUCUUGGGAAGAAGGAGACAUGUUGCUGUCCUUAAUUUAUAGCCAUGUGGAUGGCCCUACAUUUCUUGUUUACCUGUGAAGCACUUCCUUUUAGUCUUUCCUUUUAAGAAGAAUAACACAGCACAAGAAUAUUAAAAAGAAAAACACUUUAAUUGAUAGCAUUCAGGUAGAAGGAACUUGUAUUAGAUAGACCUCUGUUUUUGUACUUCAAAAUGAUCUGUAUAUUGCAAGAAGCCUUGUAAAUACUAUUUGGAUCUUCACUUGAUUUUUACAGCUGUAAAGGAUACUAUAAUGUGUCAAUUAUUUUCCUGGAGAUUUUGUUCCCCAGAAUUUUUGAGCCAGUAUUCAGAUGAUGUAAGCACAAUGGCACACUGCCUUUUGGCACUUCACUAUAAUAAAAUUAAAUUCUUAAUA
Molecule: messenger RNA, 3044 nt
Organism: Protopterus annectens (West African lungfish)
Lineage: Eukaryota; Metazoa; Chordata; Ceratodontiformes; Protopteridae
Gene: SCRT1
Product: scratch family transcriptional repressor 1
Exons: 2
Coding region: 814-1653 (279 amino acids)
Biological process (GO): regulation of DNA-templated transcription
Molecular function (GO): DNA-binding transcription factor activity, RNA polymerase II-specific; RNA polymerase II cis-regulatory region sequence-specific DNA binding
Source: RefSeq, a predicted model, not a curated record